AUGCAUGUCAUCCCAACCCCAAGUAGGCAAGUGGGUUCGGUACAAAUCUCUCUGCAUGUCUCUCGCUGCAUCGCGCUGCUCCUCUUCGCCUGCGUGGCCGCCGACUCGCACGAGUCCCGCAGGCUGAUCAUCGGCGGUGCCGGCGCGUCUCCAGACGCCUUCCCGUCGGUCGCGUCGCUGCAGCGGCUCGCAACGCACACCUGUGGAGCGCACCUCGCCUCAGCUGUCUGGGCCGUGACCGCCGCGCACUGCAUCGUCGACGACGACGGGAAAUUGCUGCCCCCGCAGCAGCUUCGACUGCUGACCCACGAGUACGACCUCGGGGCUACCUCGCCCUCCAGCCCGUGCUCGGCCGUCACAGGCAUCAUGGACGUCAUCCCGCACCCAGAGUAUGCGCCCUCCAGCUCCGGUAGCCUCGCUCACGACAUUGCGCUGCUGCGCCUCUCGGAGCCGCGUCCGGACGAGUGCCUGCAGGGCUUGCCGCGGCUGGACCUCGGUAACAGCGAUCUCGUCGACGCUCUCGUGCGGGAAAAGGGAGACGGAGUCGUCGCCGGCUGGGGGCGCACCUCCUUGGACGGCGCGCUCUGGCAGACGUACCCGCGAAAGCUGCGGGAGAUCGCAGUCCCGAUCGUCAACGAGGGCGUCUGCAGCCGCAACUACGGCGCAUCGUACUCUACGAGAGCAAUGAUCUGCGCCGGCGGGCAGCGCGGCAGAGACACCUGCCUGGGCGACAGCGGCUCUCCCAUGCUUUCCGAGCUGGCGGGCACUGGCGAACGCGUCGUCAUAGGCAUCACCAGCUGGGGAUUAGGCUGCACCGCCGAAACCGUCUCCAACGGCAUCGAAGUGCCUUUUAGCGGCUGCGCCAACUGGGACAACGACCUGCAAGGCUCGAUUCCCUCCCUCGUCUGGUGUUGUCCGGGGGCGGCCUACAUCUACUGCAACAGCAAGCUGCCUUCCUACACCCAAUGCACAGACUCUCCGGAGUACGAAGACGAGUAUGGAGGCUGUGACUCCUGGGAGGGGUUCCUCUGCACCAUCGCGCACUGGUACGUGAGUGACUGGUCUGCGGCGCGCUCUCGGUGGCUGGUCUACUCCUGCCCCGAGUCCUGCAUGGACGUGGCCGCUUUGAUCGAUUCCUUCGCCACUUGCGACCCCCCUGUGAUUGUCUCCGCCGAACAUAUGACCCUCGAGGAUCUCGGCGACGACAAGGUGCAGGCCACCAUCGUGCAGGCCGAGGGUGGGCCGGCCGCGGAGGACAUCACGGCUGCCGCGGAGCAGCUAGCCUUCCUCACACGCAUGGCCGAGCAGCUGGGGGUGGCUAAAGUCGGCUUCGACGCGCCGCCCGUCACGGUCACGGUGGACGGUCUGAUGAACACACCAGCGAAAACGCUGGUGACGAUGGCCCAGUGCUCGAGCUGUGGACGGUGGCUCUUAUCGCUGUGGGAGCGGCCGCUGCAGUGCUGUGCUUGGGGGGCUGUUGCAUUUGGCGGAGACGGAGGGGCGCUUGUGCCGUCCGCCAUCGCCGCGACGCGAUGCAAGAGGCCGAGUGUGGAGUCGUGCCGGGAUUGCGGGUAA
Messenger RNA from Emiliania huxleyi CCMP1516, 1575 nucleotides. RefSeq lists its product as hypothetical. The record is from RefSeq and is a predicted model, not a curated record. Bases 1 to 1575 code for a protein of 524 amino acids. The transcript has 6 exons. Gene Ontology annotation, biological process: proteolysis. NCBI's taxonomy places the organism in Eukaryota, Haptophyta, Isochrysidales, Noelaerhabdaceae. Gene Ontology annotation, molecular function: serine-type endopeptidase activity.